Molecule: messenger RNA, 2723 nt
Organism: Nicotiana tabacum (common tobacco)
Lineage: Eukaryota; Viridiplantae; Streptophyta; Magnoliopsida; Solanales; Solanaceae
Product: putative galacturonosyltransferase 13
Molecular function (GO): polygalacturonate 4-alpha-galacturonosyltransferase activity
Source: RefSeq, a predicted model, not a curated record
GAUCAAAAUUAGAAAAAACACAGAAUAACACAAAAAUAGGCAAUUACUCUCUCCCCUUCUUUAAACUUUCUCUCUCUCUAUUCCUUCUUCUGAUCUCAGGGAGUUAAAUUAGCAUAUGCGGCAGAAAAAAAAUUCCCACCUCGGAUUUUGCUCGGGUUUUUAUUCAACCGAUUCAAAUACUCAAUUCAUUCUGUUUUGAUUAAUCCACACAUUCAUACACAUACAUAGAUAAAAAUUUCCGUUCAAUUCAUUGCACACACAUUUGCCAUUUAUGUGUGUAUUUAGAUAGAAACUGAUACAGAAAGUUCUAGACAUUUCCAUUUAUACAAAAGGUGCAGCUCGCUUUUGGGUUUUGGGCGAAAGCGUGAGCACCCAAUGCAUUGGUCUCAAAAUUGUUGUUUUGGUGGAUCUGACCUAGUGCCUUUCAUAGAGUAAUUUUUCUUAGGACUAUUAAGAUGCAGCUGCACUUCUCACCUAGCAUGAGAAGUAUAACAAUAUCGAAUAGUAAUGGAGGAUGUGUAGGUGGUGGUGAUUUGAUGAAGAUCAAACUCGCAGCUCGCCAAUUCUCUUAUCGGACGCUCUUUCGCACCAUAUUAAUCCUAGCUUUCUUGUUGCCUUUUGUCUUCAUUCUUACUGCUCUUGUUACUCUUGAAGGUGUCAACAAGUGCUCCUCAAUUGAUUGUUUAGGCAGACGAUUGGGACCAAAGCUCCUUGGUCGAUCUGAUGGUUCAGGGCAGAAGCUUGUUAAGGAUUUUGUUAAGAUCCUCAAUCAAGUGAACUCGGAGGAAGUGCCAGCUGGCUUGAAGCUCCCAGAGUCAUAUAGUCAACUGGUUUCUGAAAUAAAAAACAACAAGUACAGCGCAAAAGAAUUUGCUUUGAUGCUGAAGGGAAUGAUGGAGAGAUCUGAAAGGGAGAUCAGAGAAUCAAAAUUUGCAGAGUUGAUGAAUAAACACUUUGCUGCAAGUGCAGUUCCAAAAGGCAUUCACUGUCUUUCACUGCGGUUGACUGAUGAAUACUCGACCAAUGCUCAUGCACGCAAACAGUUGCCUUCACCAGAACUACUCCCUUUGCUUUCUGACAACUCAUUGCACCAUUUUGUACUGUCAACUGAUAACAUCCUAGCUGCGUCAGUUGUCGUCAAUUCUGGCGUGCAGUCAUCUCUAAAGCCUGAAAAAAUUGUUUUCCACGUCAUCACUGAUAAGAAAACAUAUGCAGGCAUGCAUUCAUGGUUUGCUCUGAAUCCUGUCUCUCCUGCUAUUGUGGAAGUUAAAGGUGUUCAUCAGUUUGACUGGUUGACAAGAGAAAACGUUCCAGUGCUUGAAGUAGUUGAGAGCCAUUAUGGGAUUCGGAAAUACUACCAUGGAAAUCAUGUUGCAGGUGCCAAUCUCAGUGAUAUUACUCCGCGAUCUUUUGCCUCAAAAUUGCAGGCUAGAAGUCCGAAAUACAUAUCCUUGCUAAAUCAUCUCCGCAUAUAUUUGCCAGAGCUCUUCCCAAAUCUUGACAAAGUGGUUUUCUUGGAUGAUGAUGUCGUAAUUCAACGUGACCUAUCUCCCUUGUGGGAAAUUGACCUGAAUGGAAAGGUGAAUGGAGCUGUUGAGACCUGUAAAGGUGAAGAUAAGUGGGUGAUGUCCAAGCGAUUCAGAAAUUACUUCAAUUUUUCUCAUCAUCUGAUAGCAAAGAAUUUGAACCCCGACGAGUGUGCAUGGGCUUAUGGGAUGAAUAUCUUUGACUUGCGUGCAUGGAGAAAGACAAGUAUAAGAGAUACUUAUCAUACAUGGCUUAAAGAGAAUCUGAAGUCAAACUUGACAAUGUGGAAACUUGGAACGCUGCCUCCUGCUUUGAUUGCAUUCAAGGGUCAUGUUCAUCCAAUUGAUCCCUCGUGGCACAUGCUUGGCUUGGGCUAUCAGAAUAAGACCAACAUUGAGAAUGUGAAGAAGGCUGCUGUAAUUCAUUACAAUGGCCAAUCCAAGCCUUGGCUAGACAUAGGCUUUGAGCAUCUCCGUCCUUUUUGGACCAAGUAUGUUAAUUGCUCCAAUGAUUUUAUUAGGAGUUGCCACAUAUUGGAGUAGUUAAUUGGUUGUGCUGCAAGGACAACACACACAAAAGAAAUUUAAAUGGCACAAGUUGUGCUGAAUAUUUGUGGGGAACUUCAAGUCCAAUUGAGAUGGAGAUUCUGAUACUUCGCAGAAUUGGUUGGAUAUAUUCAGGUAUUGGAGUGCUGCGCACUUCUACGAAGAGAACCUGCAUCACUAGCAUGGAUAUGAGAUUCAUUCUUCCCAUCUGUAAAACAAAAAUUCGUCGCCUAGUUUGUUGAUGGGUCAAAGUACAUUGUAUUUCCGUUUAGCUGGAUGUAGCAUAGGUCUAUACUGGGGCGUGGCAUAAAAUGCGCACCAUUACUAUCAGUGAUGAAUUAGGACAUCCUGAUAAGCAAAGCUAGGAUGUUGACGCUGUUUGAAGGCUGCCCCUUUGGCCCAGUUAGAGGUUUGAGAUGAUUCUUUUCAGUUAAUUUCAUUUUUUCUCUUGUCAAUUUGGUUGCCAUCACCCCCACAUUUCCCUUGUGUUUCUUGACUAAAUCAUGUCGAUCAUUUUAGACUGUAGAUUAUAGGAAAAUUUUAAGUCCCUAGUUGGGGAACUACGUAGGUAAUACAUAUUGGUACGUUUUGUAUGAUUGAGAGAUAUUUAGAUAGGAUCAGACACAAUUCUUUUUACCAAGUUUCCACUCA